AUGUCGAAAACAGAAAAUAUUACAAAAAUCAUAACCAUUCAAGAAAGAUUAAAAGAUAAGGAAAGUAGGUUCCUAAGUUCUAACGAGGAGGAAGAUGAAGAUGAAGAAGAAGAGAAAAAAAUAAUUGAUGAUAAUACAAUAAAAGAAAUUCUAGAAAGUUUAAAUUCAUUAAAAGACGUAGAAAUAAACAAAGAUAUUUUAAAACAAACCAAAAUAGGCAUAACUGUGAAUAAGUUUACUAAAAUUAAGAAUGAUGAAAUACAAAAUAUUUCAAAGAAUCUUAUCGACAAGUGGAAAAAUAUUGCAAUAAAAGAAAAACAUUCAUCAACAAGUAGUAAAAGUGUAGAAAAUGUGAAAAAAAGAAAAUCCGAAAAAGUCGAAACUACUGAUAAUAACAUGUGUCAGGAGGAAUAUGAAUUAAAAAAGGUAAAAGUGAAAAAUGCAUUGCAUGACAAAAAUACAGCAGAACACAAAUCAGAGGAAGGAAUUCAAAAAGCUAGUAGUCUAAUUCAAAAUGAAAAUAAUAAUAUGGAUGAUUUUCCAAAUGAACAGCAGAGUAGCGAUGACAUACAUAAAAAAGGAAAUAUUAAAAAUAACCAGCAAAUUAGUGCACUUAAACACAUUAAUACGGACUUAAGAGUGAUGAAUGAAUGGAAUUAUAGCGGAAAGUUUCAUAAUGAUGUUCUUCGAGAUAAGGCAAAACAGUUUCUGUUUAAAGCCUUUCUCACCGGUUCAGAUGAUAAUUUGUUAUAUUUAAUUGAUAGAAAAAAACUAAAUGACAUAAUAUACAAUAUAGAAAAUGAAUUGCACAAAUUUUUUAUUGAAAAAAAACAGUCACAGAAAGAGUAUAACAUGCAGCUAAAAUCAAUAAAAUUUAAUUUAUGUGAUAAAAAGAACCCAAGUUUUAAUGAAAAAAUUUAUGGAGAAUAUAUUCCUCCUAGAAUCAUAGCAACCAUGAAUUCUCAAGAAAUGGCGAGCGAUGAAAAAAAAAAGGAGCGAAACAAAUGCCUACAAGAAAGCUUAUUAGCAUGUCAGUCUGAUUGGGAUGUUAAAAAUAUUCUUUUGAAAAAAACAAGAAAAGGAGAAUUUCAGUGUUUUAAAUGUAAAGCUUAUGAAACUGUCUAUCACCAGUUGCAAACUAGGAGCAGUGACGAACCUAUGACAACGUUCGUCACAUGUUUAAAAUGUAACAAUAGAUGGAAGUUUUAA
This is a messenger RNA of Plasmodium gonderi, 1209 nucleotides long. RefSeq names its product transcription elongation factor. The transcript has a single exon. Gene Ontology annotation, biological process: DNA-templated transcription. The record is from RefSeq and is a predicted model, not a curated record. Gene Ontology annotation, molecular function: nucleic acid binding; zinc ion binding. NCBI's taxonomy places the organism in Eukaryota, Apicomplexa, Aconoidasida, Haemosporida, Plasmodiidae. Gene Ontology annotation, cellular component: nucleus. Bases 1 to 1209 code for a protein of 402 amino acids.